GGCGAGCAUUUGGAAAACUCGGGAAAAACUGCUCUGUAAACCAAAAUCAUAAAUAACUUACAAUGGCAGACAAAAGUACCAGUGCUACUAAAGGCCGCCGUCGCAGGCACAAACUAAAGAAUGGAGGAGCACCUCCUCCGGAACGCCCGAAAACCCGAAAAACUGAACCCGCUAAAGCCGAACCGGCGCUCACCUCGCAGGUUGUAAAGACGCUGCGCCAGCUGGUCACCGAUUUCAAGCUUAGCGGCGAGCACGAGCGUCAAUUGUUUAACUUGUCCAAGGCGGAACGCAGCCAGGUGCACUUCAUGGCCCUGUCCAUGGGCCUAAAGACGGCCAGCAAGGGACCCGUCAACGAGCGAGUGCUCACUAUGACGCGUCCGCAAGGGUCCCUGAAUACCCAGGAGCAUCUAAGCGGGGCACGUCUUUGGAUUAGCACGCAGGUGAUGGAGUUGCUUAAGCAGGCUCAGCCGCAAGUGGAGCGUAUGCUUCAGGCCAGCAGCCAAAGGCGCAACUUCACCGAACGUAGAAGCCAUCACCAGGUUGGAAGACCCAGCAACUUUGGCCUGAUUGGUCAGAAGCUGGUGCCUCCAGAGCAGCAGCGCCAACCCCAUAGUUCGAUGAUGGAGGAUCGCCGGAAUCUGCCCAUCUAUGGACACCGAACGAGGAUACUGAAAGCCAUGCAGAGCGAGCGGGUUGUGAUUAUCCAAGGAGCCACUGGCUCCGGGAAAUCCACACAGGUUCCCCAAUACAUCUUGGAAUCUGCUGCCCAGCAUCGCUUACCUGUGAAAAUUGUUGUCAGUCAGCCGCGUCGCAUAGCAGCCACAACUGUUUCCGAGCGCAUAGCCCAUGAGCGGGGCGAGAUGCUGGGCUCCACUGUGGGUUACCAAAUCAGGAUGAUCAAAAAGUGCAGCAAAAACACCGUGCUCACCCUAACCACCAGUGGCUGUCUCCUCCGUGUCCUGGCCAUGGAGGGCAAGUCCUUCUUUAGGCAUACCACACACCUUAUCAUUGACGAAGUCCACGAGAGGGAUUUAGAUACGGAUUUCUUAUUGCUUGCCACCAAGCUGGCUCUAGAGGGCAAUCCAAAUCUUCGACUGGUUUUGAUGUCAGCCACCAUGGAUCUGGAUGCCUUGUCCUCAUACUUUGGCCAGGCUAUGGUUAUAGAUGUGGAGGGUCGAAGCUUUAGUGUAACAACCUGGCACUUGGAGGAUAUUCUGCGAGAAACUGCCUAUUUGACUUGGGAAAUGGAGGAAUAUCUGGGCGAGAUCACGGGCUAUGAAGAGGAUCAUGAACUGCUGGCUGCCUACGAACACAAACGCAACGAAUCAGAUCCACAAAUAGACUCUAACCUGCUAGUUUCCCUGGUGGAAGUGCUGAUAAGAUCAGGGCAAAAGGGUGCCGUGAUUGUGUACGUUGCUGGCUACUCUGACAUGGUCACGCAAAUGGAGCGACUGGAGUCUUGCCUGCCACAGGAUAAGAUCAAGGUUCUAAUGAUGCACAGCCAGUUGGAUAGCCAUGAGAUGCGCAAGGUGUUCCACAUUUACGAUGAGCAACUAAAGGUCAUAUUGAGCACAAAUGUAGGCCAGACCUCAAUCACCAUUCCCGAUUUGCUGUUUGUCAUCGAUACGGGUCGCGCCAAGAUGAAUACCUAUGAUGCCACCACAGAUGCCUCGCAGUUGUGCACUGCUUGGAUCUCCCAAGCAGAUGCCCAGCAAAGGGCUGGAAGAGCAGGACGCUUGUGUCAUGGCAUUUGCUAUCGCCUCUAUAGCAGUCAACGCUUUAACCAGAUGAGUCAGUAUCCCAUACCGGAGAUUAGGCGUCGCACUUUGGAUGAAAUCUGUCUGAUGACCAAGGUGGUGGCUCCACAGCAAAAGAUAGCCAGAUUUUUGUCCCUAGCCUUGGAUCCGCCACAACCGGAGGCUGUUUUGCUGGCCUGUUCGAGGUUACAGAAACUAGGAAUCCUUGAGGAAACAGAGAAGAUUACCCCCCUGGGCCGCCUCAUAGCAGAGCUACCUUUGGGUGUACAACUAGGCAAGUUUCUCAUCUAUUCCCUGUACUUUAGAUGCCUGGGCAGCGCUGUUAUCAUAGCAGCCUAUCAUUCGGUGAGUGAACCCUUUGUCCUACCCGCCAAUGCUGAUCGAAACCAGAAGUUGGCCGCCCUAAACUCACGGGAUCAGUUUGUGGGCAGCACCAUGAGCGAUUCACUGGCCAUUUUAAAGUUGUACAAGGACUUUAACAGCUUGCAACGCCACAAGAUAGCCAGGUUUUGUGAGGAUAACUAUGUGUGCCGGCACUCCAUGGAGAUGUUUAUCUCGGCAGUGCGCAGUCUACGCGAAUCGGUGCUAAGAAUGUUUCAACUCACUGCGGCCACUGAAAGUUUGGUUAGCUCCUUUGACGAGGACCAUAACAUGAUCCGUUUGGCUCUUACCGCCGGCCUCUAUCCCAAGUUGGCUUACAUUGAUAGAGACAAGAGGGGACAGCUGCUGAGUGAUGGGGAUUCGUUCAUGCAGAUAUCGCGCAGCUCUUGUUUGCUGCGCAACAGGAAACUAAAAUCCCUGCCCAACGAUUGGGUUCUGUUUGUUGAGAAGAAACUCACAGCUGGCGGCCACUUCUCCACGCUAGAGCACACUACCCUGGUUAGUAGCCUCACAGUGGCUCUGGCGGCGGGCAAAGAAUUCUCUUUGAAUUCGCACAACUCUGGGUACUCGCAACUCUGCCUGGACACUUGGAUUCGGCUUAGUUGCCCCACUGAGUUUGGCCAGCAACUGAUACGACUGCGAGAGUUGAUAGAGCGCGAGGUGGCUGAGCUUGUGGAGACGCGCAGGGCGUGCUCCGCAGAACAAUGGCUGGGACCAAAGUUGGCCAGGGAAUUGUUGGGGAGGCAGCCGGAGGACUUGCUAGAUCUGUGAUAAUAGAUAAAAGGAGGCAAGGGAGGGAGGAGGGAGGGUACAUUGCAAAUUAGGUAUUCCUGAGCCAGGAAGAGGCUGUUUGAACGAUUCCAAGAAGCUGGCCAAUCAGUAUUUGUUUUUCUCAGUGAGUUUCUAAAGAACAAGACAGCAAAGGGACAGCCUAAUGUACCUGUUUGAUAGGACACCAAAACCUAAAAAAACUUGGGUUAUUAUGGGUUAUUUUUGUAGCUUCUUUAAAAAAUAUAUUUCCCAUUAUUAGAUUUGUAUUUUGAAUAAGUUAAAAGUUUAAAAAAUAUAUAGCCAACUUACUAGGCUUGGGAAUUUAUAGGAAAUUUCCCUUACUAGGCUUGGGUAUUUUCAGAAUAUUUUCCAGGAUUUAAAAACCCACUUAAUGGGACAUUUUCCUGCCCUUUAAAGACAUUUCCCCAAAUCAGAUUUGAACUGGGAAUUAGUCACUUAAGUUAAACUUUUCCUAGAAAUUUUAACAGCCUAAAAAAAAUCUAAGAAAAUCGCGUUAUAAUUUGAAAAGGCUUGGGUAUUUAUGGGAAAUUUUCCUGCCCUUUAAAAACAUUUUCCCAAAUCAGAUUUGAACUUUACUUCAGCUAAACUUUUUCUAGAUACUUUAACAGCUUAAAAAUAUGUAAGAAAAUCGCAGUAUAUAUAAUUAUUAUUAAAACACAAUUAUUUGAGAAGGCUUUACAUGGAUCCAUGUUGUGAUAUAUGUUAGGAGAAAACACUACCAUCAUUUCAACCACCUAGACUGACCAUUGACCUCUCAUUCCUUAAAAGGUAUUAAUUGAUAUAAAUUGAAUAUAGCUUAUAGGAAAUCAUUAGUUUUGAAACGCACUGUAGGCAGAACACAGAGAAAAACCAGGGAUUACAAUUAAGAGUUUUGAGUUAAAUAUAAGUUACUACCACAAAAAUUGAGCUGGAAAUAUGAAAUGUUUAGCUAUAUCAUAAUUUUUGAAGAAGUUUAAAAAAAAAAUUAUAAGUUUUUAUAAAAAA
This is a messenger RNA of Drosophila kikkawai, 3914 nucleotides long. RefSeq names its product 3'-5' RNA helicase YTHDC2. Gene Ontology annotation, molecular function: ATP binding; RNA binding; helicase activity. The record is from RefSeq and is a predicted model, not a curated record. Lineage: Eukaryota; Metazoa; Arthropoda; Insecta; Diptera; Drosophilidae. Gene Ontology annotation, cellular component: intracellular anatomical structure.